Molecule: messenger RNA, 505 nt
Organism: Podospora bellae-mahoneyi
Lineage: Eukaryota; Fungi; Ascomycota; Sordariomycetes; Sordariales; Podosporaceae
Exons: 2
Coding region: 92-505 (137 amino acids)
Source: RefSeq, a predicted model, not a curated record
CGGCCGACAUUUCCACUUCGACCUCCAGUAUCUUUUUGACCUGGAUGGCUUCAACGGUCUUCUGGGUGACUGCUGCUGUCAAUUGCAACAGAUGAAUAUCGCAUUGCCAGCAGCAGUCGUGACACUGUCGUAUGGUAAGAACAAGACUAUCAAGGGUCAAAUCAGACGAACGAUUUGUUCAGAGAUCCGAUUAUCAAGUCAUCGCGAAGUCGAGAAAGCUACCGAGAUUGAGUGCUUGUCGUGGCAAGAGAAUCUAGUUUCGGUUGACACAUGCCUGUGUGUGAUCUUUCGGCGAGCUUGGAUGUGUCAUGGUUAUAGAAAAAAUACAUUUUUAAGUCACAAACUUCGUCUCAUGACUAGUGAUUUGAGGACCUCCAGACCAAUGUCCUCGUAUGUCAAUUAUCGUUCUCUGGACUUUACCGAGACUUUGCCAGUGACCAACAUAGCUGGCAGUAGUCGAAUCCAAAUCUCUAUGUAUACGCAAAUCUAUCUCAACCUUGCCUGA